AUUUCUUUCUUGCCAUUUAGGACCAUGAUUUACAUCUCUCAACUGGGUAUCUUCAGAAACCCUAAGCCAAUUGAAGGUGAGCUUUGAAUCUGGUAAGUUUCUCCUUUGGUUCCGGCAAUUGUAGCCUCAAUUGCAUGAGUUUCUCCUUGGAUCUGAUAUUCAUUUUGAUUUUGAUUUCUCAGAUUCUGAUUUUCACAUUAGCCUUUCUGUCUUCUCCUUCGAAUCUCAUCCGGUGCUCCAGAUUUGUGUCUUCUUCUUAGAUUUUCAAAAUCCCUAGUCUAAAGGAUUCUGAAAUUUUAGACUUGAAAUCGCGAUUUUCUUUCUUCAGUUUCCGCAUUUUCAAGUCUAUUGUAAAGGGUAGAAGAUGGCAAAGGGAAGAAAAAGAAAAAUGACAAUUGGGUGUGCAAGAUGCAAGCAGUGAGGAGUCUUCCUCUCGACGGUGACAACCAAAUCGAGCUAAACUAAAACAGGAAUUAACCACUCUGCACAGCAAAGAGGAUCAUGUUUGUUAUUUUAAUUUAAUUGUAUUUUUGGUUAAAAUGUUAGUGUUUAUAGUAAUGUAUAGAAUAGAAUCCUGUUUUUCGGGCACAAACACCCAUGAAGUUCCUAUGCAACCAAAAAGAGGGGUGACAAAGUGUCUAGAUGUUCAUAGGUUAGGGUCGAGUGAAAGGAUUAAGGUUGGAAUCAAUACACAAUACAGAUAAGCAGGCUGUUGGUCCAGGUGAUCAGAAGUACUAUCUUGGGCACAUUUGCAAGGAAUCCCACACUUUGCCCACUAAAUUAUGAAUACUGCAGGGACAUUGCCAAGACUACCAAAGCUGAUCAAAUGGAUUAUGUUAGGGUAAUUUUUUUUUUUUUCUAUCUUAACUUUUUGUCGAUAAUUUUUGAAAUUUUCUUGCUUUCAUCUUCUCUCAUCUACAUAUCUUAGUGCAAACUUAGGUAGGGUAGUGAAUUUAGUUUCACACUUAUUGAGAGUCAUCCCUCCUUGAACCAUCUGCAGAAACUAAUUCUCCAAAUAUUUUUUUCAAUUUGCAUUGCUAAAGGUGGCAUGCCAAGCAAAGAAAAGUUUGACGCUGCAUCUUUACUAAAACAUUUGGUUGAUAAAUUAUGGACGUGUAACAAAAGCAAGUCGAAUCCUUAUUGGGUGCUGCAUCUUACCAAUUAUAUGCUUUUUCUUGCCUUAUGCUUGCUUUCUGUUUACCUUCAAGGAAUAUAAAGUUCGAACUGCAAU
Messenger RNA from Rubroshorea leprosula, 1231 nucleotides. NCBI's taxonomy places the organism in Eukaryota, Viridiplantae, Streptophyta, Magnoliopsida, Malvales, Dipterocarpaceae. The record is from the annotation of a GenBank genome assembly.